Myiozetetes cayanensis is the source of this 1876-nucleotide messenger RNA. It is a transcript of the gene DAW1, whose product is annotated as dynein assembly factor with WD repeats 1. Gene Ontology annotation, molecular function: protein binding. The record is from RefSeq and is a predicted model, not a curated record. NCBI's taxonomy places the organism in Eukaryota, Metazoa, Chordata, Aves, Passeriformes, Tyrannidae. The transcript is spliced from 13 exons. Bases 34 to 1281 code for a protein of 415 amino acids.
GCGCGGGCCGGGCCGGGCCGGGCCGGGCUGGCCAUGGGGCUGCGGCGGCUCCUCCUGCGCUACUUCCCGCCGGGAAUUAUUUUGGAAUAUGUCGAAGGCGGUGAGUCAAAGACCAGACCUAUAGAUCUUCUGGAUCUUAAACCUGACACAGAUGUCACUGCCUUAGUAGAAGAAAUUCGAAAAGGAGAACCCCUCAUCACAGCUGCCUAUGUGGAACACGUCAUACUUUUAGUACAAAGAUUGCAGCAGAAGCUGGGGGAGAAAGAGAAUCACAAAUUCUCUCUUUUUAAGGUGCUUAGAACGCAUCUCUUGCCACUGACUAAUGUAGCGUUCAACAAAUCUGGUUCCCGCUUCAUCACUGGGAGCUAUGACAGAACCUGCAAACUCUGGGAUACAGCAUCAGGAGAAGAGCUUCGUACGCUGGAGGGACACAAAAACGUCGUCUAUGCAAUAGCUUUCAAUAAUCCUUAUGGUGACAAGAUUGCCACUGGAUCUUUUGAUAAGACCUGCAGACUGUGGAGCACGGAAACAGGAAAAUGUUAUCAUACUUUCAGAGGGCAUAGUGCAGAAAUAGUAUGUUUAUCGUUUAAUCUUCAGAGCACAGUGGUGGCAACUGGAAGCAUGGAUACCACUGCCAAAUUAUGGGACAUAGAGAAAGGAGAAGAAGUAGCCACUUUAAGAGGGCACUCAGCAGAAAUUAUUGCACUCUCUUUCAACACCACUGGAGAUAAGAUCAUCACUGGCUCCUUUGACCAUACCGUAGCACUAUGGGAUGUUGGCACUGGCAGGAAGGUACAUACUUUGAUAGGUCACCGAGGAGAGAUCAGCAGUGCCCAGUUCAACUGGGACUGUUCCCUCAUUGUCACCGGAUCAAUGGACAAGACAUGCAUGCUGUGGAAUGCUGCGACUGGGACACAUCUGGCGACUCUGGCAGGUCACAGGGAUGAGGUGCUGGAUGUCUGCUUUGAUUUCACCGGCCAGCGCAUUGCGACGGCCUCUGCCGACGGAUCAGCAAGAGUCUAUGAUGCACAAACAAAAAAGUGCAUUGCAAAGCUAGAAGGUCAUGGAGGUGAAAUUUCCAAGGUAUGUUUCAACCCUAAAGGAAAUCUUAUACUGACAGCCAGUUCUGAUAAAACAGCUCGACUCUGGGACGCUUCUACUGGACACUGCCUUCAGAUAUUAGAAGGUCAUACUGAUGAAAUAUUCUCCUGUGCUUUCAACUAUAAAGGGGAUACAAUUAUUACAGGGAGCAAGGAUAACUCCUGUUGCAUAUGGCACUGACUGAAGAGAAGGAAGGAUGCAGUUUGGUACCUGACUACUUUAUGAGUUUCAGAGACAAUAAACUCAGUCUUUGAAGUUCUGUUUUCUUUUACUCUCUUUGUUCACUUUCUGCCGAAGUAGAACAGUUACCGAGAUUUGAUAGGUUUGACUUAGAAGUCUGUUAGAUAUGCAAUCAUGAAAUCACAGAAGCUGGAAGGGACCACUGGAGAUCUUCUAGAACAACACCCCUGCUCUACUCAGCACCCUGCCAACCAAGCAGGCUGCCUGGGACUGACAUGGUGUUGAAAUCUCCAAGGAUGGAGGCUCUACAGUUUCUCUAGACAGCAAUGGAAUAGUUUCUUGCAUUUCAGUUUGUGCUAUGUUAACUCUUCCCUGAGCACCAGAAGAGUGUGGUCUGUUAUCUCAGUCACCUGAGAGAAAUCAUGAUUAGUAUGAAUGCAGUAGGAUGGCUCCAUUUCUUCAUGUGUAAUUUUAACUUGUAACCUUUCUAACAAAAAAGAAAUACAGCAUUGUAAUACUCUCAGGUGUGAAAGGAGUGUUGGUGUACGCUUGCUUGGAGUACUCUUGUAUUAUUAUUUUUUUGGUGUGUAAUAAA